CUCUACAGGGCCAUGCCACCCCAAGCCAAAAAGGCAGGCGCAGCUCAAGGGAGCCACAGAAUCCGGCGUUAGUCGCAAGGCAGCCAGUCCGUCCGCCUGUCUGUCCUCGGAGUCAUGGAGAGAGCCAGUCUGAUCCAGAAGGCCAAGUUGGCCGAGCAGGCCGAACGCUACGAGGACAUGGCAGCCUUCAUGAAGGGCGCCGUGGAGAAAGGCGAAGAGCUCUCCUGCGAGGAACGCAACCUGCUCUCCGUGGCCUACAAGAACGUGGUGGGCGGCCAGAGAGCGGCCUGGAGGGUCCUGUCCAGCAUCGAGCAGAAGAGUACUGAGGAAGGGUCAGAAGACAAGGGGCCCGAGGUGAAAGAGUACCGGGAGAAGGUAGAGACCGAACUCCGAGGUGUGUGCGACACUGUGCUGGGCCUGCUGGACUCCCACCUCAUCAAAGAGGCCGGGGAGGCGGAGAGCCGCGUCUUCUAUCUGAAGAUGAAGGGUGACUAUUACCGCUACCUGGCCGAGGUGGCGACCGGUGACGACAAGAAACGCAUCAUCGAUUCCGCCCGGUCAGCCUACCAGGAGGCCAUGGACAUCAGCAAGAAAGAGAUGCCACCCACCAACCCCAUCCGCCUGGGCCUGGCCCUGAACUUUUCCGUCUUCCACUACGAGAUAGCCAACAGCCCCGAGGAAGCCAUCUCACUGGCCAAGACCACCUUCGACGAGGCCAUGGCCGACCUGCACACCCUCAGUGAGGACUCCUACAAGGACAGCACCCUCAUCAUGCAGCUGCUGAGAGACAACCUGACGCUGUGGACGGCCGACAACGCGGGAGAAGACGGUGCUGAGGCUCCGGAGGAGCCCCAGAGCUGAAGAAACCUACAGACCUGCCUGCCCUGCCCUGCCCUCCAGUCCCCGGCCUGCAGAGAGAGGACUUAACUACGGGAGCGAGACUCUGCCCUUCCCAAACCCUGAAUGUUCUGCCACACCCACGAAGGCUCCUUUGGAAGGGGUACAGCCAAACCGAGGCCACCAGGGGCUGGGGAAUUUCACUCUUCACGGCAGCAGUCUGGUGGGUGUUCCUAACUGUCCACUCUCGCUCUCUUUGCCCCCACCGCUUCCGUACACCCCUCCCCCUGAGCCUCUGUCUUGUACCUCUUGGUCCUGGAUGCUAGGGAUCGGAAUGGAGGAGGCUCCCACCCCUGUGGCUGAGAACUGGACUGUGGCAAGGGCUGGGUGUGUGUGACUGUGUGUGAGUGUGUGUGU
Messenger RNA from Acomys russatus (golden spiny mouse), 1254 nucleotides. RefSeq names its product stratifin (gene Sfn). Gene Ontology annotation, cellular component: cytoplasm. The transcript has a single exon. Gene Ontology annotation, biological process: signal transduction. NCBI's taxonomy places the organism in Eukaryota, Metazoa, Chordata, Mammalia, Rodentia, Muridae. Gene Ontology annotation, molecular function: protein kinase binding. The coding region runs from base 115 to 861 and encodes 248 amino acids. The record is from RefSeq and is a predicted model, not a curated record.